Messenger RNA from Durusdinium trenchii, 733 nucleotides. Lineage: Eukaryota; Dinophyceae; Suessiales; Symbiodiniaceae. The record is from the annotation of a GenBank genome assembly.
AUGGGCGGACCCCCACCCAUGGGUGGACCUCCACCCAUGGGUGGACCUCCACCCAUGGGCGGACCUCCGCCACCCAUGGGUGGACCUCCGCCACCCAUGGGUGGACCUCCGCCAAUGGGCGGACCACCAAUGGGAGGUAGUAUGGGUGGCGCACCGAUGAACGGCUUUGGAGGUAAUCCAUACUCGGCAGCUGGAUUGGGUAGGAAUGCUCCGGCAUCAUCACUGUAUGUCAAUCCAAUGGCAAAUGCCAUGGGCGGACCUUCACCACCAGCAGGUGGCAGUGUGUGGGGGGCACUCAGAGCUCAGGGAAAGAGGGAGAGAGAGAGAGAGAGAGUGAGAGAGGGCGAGGAAGAACAAGAGAGAGAAAGAGGGCGAGAGGAGGGAGAGAGAGAGAGAGAGGGAGAGAGAGAGAGAUAGACAGACCAGAUGAGAUGCGAUGAGAUAAGAUGAGAUAGGAUUAGCUACAAUCACAUAGGACUAGAUAGGAUUAGAUAGAAUGAGAUGGAAUUAGAUAGAUUCAGAUAGAUAGACAGAUGGAUAGGUAUGCAUGAAUACAAUUCGUAGAGAUACUGUUGAUGUUCAAUUAUGCCGCUAGUGGUAGCUAGCCAUUCAAGUACUCAGACAACCACCCAGGUCCAACGCCGGAUAUCCUGGUCCCUGUGGCGUUCCACCGCAGGCACCCUUGGCACCCUUCAACAAUCAGGCGGGAAUGCCAAGAUCGAAUCCUUUUGGG